Molecule: messenger RNA, 1756 nt
Organism: Scatophagus argus
Lineage: Eukaryota; Metazoa; Chordata; Actinopteri; Scatophagidae
Product: rab GTPase-activating protein 1-like
Exons: 8
Coding region: 412-1461 (349 amino acids)
Source: RefSeq, a predicted model, not a curated record
CUCCUUCGCCUGACACUGUGUUUAAGCAGCUCUGACUACUACUUAUUAGAUGUGUAGCUUCACUUUACCUGUUGGCGUAUCUCUUUCUCUUAUUCACCUUUGGACCAUAAAGCAGAGUUUUGUUGUGUCGGGACGACUUGGACUUUGAUAUUUCCUGUUCAUACUCUCCUGCCGGACUCAUUUCUUGUCUGCAUCACAGAAAGUAAAAAAAAACAAACCAGCUGCAUCUCUCUGAACUCAUUUUACGUCUCUGAUCCGCUCAAGAGAUAUUGACAAGCUGGGCCAACGCUACUGCUGGAUUUUCUCCAUUGCUCCCAUUUGAAACUGGUCACUGCAGUCAGCCUGCAAAGACUCUGACUGUUUGCGUUUGAGUGAGUGUUAGCAGCUGCCGGGGCUGCAUAUCUGGGCAAGAUGAUGGAGGAGGUGUCCGCCAUGAUGGCCUGUGAUGCCCAUGUUAUGGAGCAGAUGAGUGAAGAGGAGAUCCUGGCCUGUCUGGUGGCUGAAACGGAGCCUAAAUUCACAGUCCCAACAAAGAAAGCUAAGCUGAGGGAAAGCCGGCUUCAAAUAAUGGAUGAUGAAGAAGACCCUUUGGACAAAUACCUGAAGGAGAACCUUCGGCUGCAGCAGGCCAGCCUCCGUCUGGAGCAGGAGAACGACAACCUCGCCUACAGACUGAUCACCAGCAAGGUCGCCCUGAGGAACGCUCUGGACAAGGCAGAGGACAGAGUGGACGAACUUUCCAAAGAACUUGUUCACGUCAGACAUCGACUACAGGCUACAGAAGAGGAGAAGAGAGGGAAAGAGGAGGAAGCUGCUAUGCUGAAGGACGUGCUCCGCAGAGAGCUGGAGAAGGCUGAGCAGGAGGUCAGAAGGUCGUCGGGUAUUAUUGCAGACUACAAACAGAUCUGCUCUCAGCUGACAGACCGUCUGGAGAGGCAGCAGGCCGCCCACAGAGAAGAGCUGGACUCACUCAAGACUGCGGUGAGGGUUUGCUCUCACUGCCAACACAUCUUAGAUUCAGUUGAACCAUCCACCACAGCUCAGAACUCGGCAGUGAUGGAGGGAAACGGAACGACUGAACCAGACCAGAAUGAGGAAAGUCCCAAAGAGACAGAGCAGAAGCGGGACUUCCAGGAGAAGGAGGCCUUCAAGACACAGAUCAGGGAGCUGGAACAGGAGUUGGCUCAGACCAAACUCCAGAUGGUGGAAGCCAAGUGCAAAAUCCAGGAGCUGGAGCACCAGAGAGGAGUCCUGACCAGCGAGCUCCAGGAAGGAAAGAACAGCUGGAUCAGCAAAGCCUUCACCUCCCUGCGGACCUCCAGCGGAGGGGUGCUUCAUAGCGUCAGCGUACCCAGAGAUGGAGCUACCGCCGUGGGCUGGAACCUCAACGCUGGCCCCCUCUCAGGGUGGAGCGCCAAGAAACUGGCGUGGACUCACAGAGACAACCGAGAAAACGUCUGACAGGUUGGACUGAGGUGGACGGAUCAGACCCGGAUCAGACCCGGAUCAGAGGGGUUAAUUCAUUCACAUCAUUAUGUACAGUAUGUCUUCAAUAAUGUAGCUGCUAUGUCUUAUUUUGUGCAGUGGAGAGUACCUGAGGGCACUUAACAGGUGCUGUCACUGUCUGUCUGUUUACCACUUUUACAACUACUGUGUACACAGAAUUUCUUUUUUUGUUUGGUUUUUUUUAACAUUUGUAAACAAUGUCUUUUUGCAUAUCACUCUUUUACAUGUAAAAAAAAAGUUUAAAUACAAU